Messenger RNA from Scleropages formosus (Asian bonytongue), 3154 nucleotides. RefSeq names its product vesicle-associated membrane protein 8 (endobrevin) (gene vamp8). Gene Ontology annotation, biological process: vesicle-mediated transport. The record is from RefSeq and is a predicted model, not a curated record. The transcript has 3 exons. Lineage: Eukaryota; Metazoa; Chordata; Actinopteri; Osteoglossiformes; Osteoglossidae. Gene Ontology annotation, cellular component: membrane. Bases 207 to 536 code for a protein of 109 amino acids.
CGACGCGAAGGAAUUCGGAAAGAAAGAGAAGCAGGAAGCGGAGAGCGGUUGUCGAGCGCGAGCGGAGAAGGAGAAGCAGCAGCAAAACGGCGUGGAAAACCUGACUUUGUGAGCGGAGGAGUGUGACGUCAGGAAGCGUAGAUCUCGAAGGGCGAAAGGGACGGCGGCGUUUCUUGCUUCUGCCACAAACUUAGAAAAAGUACACCAUGGCAGACGUGGAACAAGGUGAGGUGGCUGUGCAUCAGAACCGGGUUAAGACUCUUCAGUCACAAGUAGAUGGGGUCAAGGACAUCAUGACCCAAAAUGUGGACCGUAUCCUAGCGCGAGGGGAGCGGCUGGAUGAUCUGAUGGGCAAAACGGAGGACCUGCAAGCUGGGGCUCAGAACUUUAAGCACACGUCUCAAAAGGUGGCACGCUCCUACUGGUGGAAGAACGUGAAGCUGAUAGUGGUCAUUGUUGUGAUCGUGCUGGUUAUCAUCCUCAUCAUUGUGCUGCUGGCCACUGGAGUGAUCCCCACUGGCUCCACCAACCCCUAACCUUCCAGACAACAGGCAUGCACACAGACACACACACUCAUAUUCCCAAGGCUCUGGGCAAGUACAUCUAGCCACUGAAGCCUAAUGCACUCAAUACAAGAUAUCCCCACUUACUUUAAGCAGUUGAUGCAGCCUCUGACAUCACUGUGGUGCAACAGCUGGAUCAUGCAAUAACCCUUCAAAAUUAGGGACUGCUGCUGCACUGUUUUGGCACAGGGAAUAUAGCACAAAGGCCUUAUGACCCCUUAUUCUGCGUUUGUUCAGUCUUUGAGUAGCAAUGGUUUAAUAGGGAAAAACUGAGGUGCUACUGAUUAAAAACAUCUUAAACAUUUAGUUAACAAAAAUAAUCUUCAUUGCCACCAUGCACUAAUAAGUGCAAGAACAUGAAAAUGUACCUUAUCUGUUUCCAGGUUCCGUGUCCGUUUGUCCUUAUUUAUUAAUAAUUGGAGGUUGCAAUGAGUUCCUUUCUUGGUGUUCUUAUGAUCUGCACAGCAAAAGAGUUUUUGAUUAAUUACAUAAAUGUAUAGAGGUUUUAAAAUAUGUAUCGGAGGGAAAUUAUGCUUUGAGACAGGUCACGUUACAAAACUACCUUUUUAAAUGUUUGGCGGAUACUUUUCCUGCCUUAUUUUUUGAUAAUUGAUAGCAUCUCACAUGGAAGCAUACAAAUGAUAUUUUCUUCCCAUGGGUGCACUGGGAGUGAGAGAUAUUUAAUUUUAUAUUGAUAAAGCUUGUGCCGUUCUUCAGGUCAGAAGCUGGAGGGUAACACCACUUUUCUGCCAUACAGAUGCUCUACUUUGUCCCAUCCCCCAUUAUUGGACUGUUUGAAAUUCCCUUAAUUGAUGUGAACAGGUUAAGUCAUUACCCUUGGUACUGUAGUAUAUUUUAUUUGCGAUAGAACCUUUCUUAUACUCGCUUCCUUUGGUGGCUGUAGGAAGGGUCACUGUGGUUCUCUGUUCAGACAUGUCGAAAUCGCUUGUUUCGUAAAGCUUCAUUGUACGAGUACCCUUUCAAGAUAUAAAUAUGAUAUGCAAGCAAUUGUACAAUAGUGAACAGCAUAUCAGAAUGUGAUUUUGUUAUUCCUAGGAGGAUUCUGAUUUGCUGAAAAAGUACUCUAAUGGUUUGCUGUUUAAGUUGUUCUGGAAACACUUCCUACACACUCCCAAGCUCCUGCUUACGGCUAUUGGUUCUGUAUAAGUUCUGACCCCUGUAGACUGAUGGACAGCGCCAUCCGUAGGCAGGCAGACAUUUGUGCUGAACGUGAAUGGUCCAAAAUGGUGGUUAACCUUGAUUUCUCUACGAAUAGGUGGGUAACCCUACUAGUGCAGUUUAGGUGAUGGCUUUUUUUUUUUCCCCUUCUUCCAUUCAAACCUUUUAUUUCUUAUCUGAAUUUUUUUUUUUUAUAGUGUGUCGAGAACCAAGUCUUCAGCAUUUGUUAACCAAGAUUUGGAACAUCAACAGCUUUAGGACUCUAGGAACAGGUCAUGUCAUCACAGCUCUGUUGUUCACAGGGGACAGUUAAUUGUUUCACUUCUUAGCUGUGGAAAUUAUCUUAAUUGGCUGAAUAUCGGAGGUUGCACAAGCUAAUCAAACAGAACAGUAAUGAGUGCAUUUUUUUAUGGGACUGAUUUCUUAUUUUCACCUGUGCCGUUGUGCUGUUUGUACUAAGGUCAGUUGUCUUCCUUGUAUGUAUACUUAUGUAUUUGUAAAACUGCUAACCUGUAAACUCUGAAUAUCCCAUUAAUGCAGUUAGAUUUUUUUUUCUUUCUGUAAUCAUCAAAUUUGAAAAUCAUCAUCCCAGUCAAUCCCAUCAUCAUCCCAGUCAAUCAUAAUCAUCAUCAUCCUCCCAGCCCCUCUGAUGUGAUAUAUCUUGAUAGUCAGGAAGCUGACCAUGCCUUCCCUGCAAACUAGUCGAGGCUCCUUUGUGAUGGGUGUGGCACGGGGUCAGUUCUCCUCACUAUGCCCACAAUGUGCUGUCAGUGACUAACUAUGUCAGCCUCAGCACCCGGCCAGAGGCAAGUUAUCUGAAGCGAUCUGCGAGGAGUGAGGAAUUUUACGAAGCUGUAGGAUGGUACUUUGCUUGUAUUUUGGGAUGCUGGGCCAGUCUAUCUGUAGGUGUUAUUUAUUGUAACUAAGAUUUAAAAAUAAUACGAAUAAAAGGGGGAAAUGUUUGUUGUCGAAUGUCGACGACAAAUGUAAACUGCUUACCACAACUGCUCUUUAAAAUGUGUUGUUUAUAAAGUGUCCAGCAGAGGUAGACAUUGACCCCAGAAGCUUGAUGUGUCCUUCUGCUGCUGAAGUCUAUUGAAACACUCCUGCAAGUAUAUUUUUUGUGGGAUGUGUGUUUCUGUAUGUAUUUACACAACUAGCCUGCAGAUACUUUUAAGACUAGUUUUGGGACUGUAUUGUAAGUUGUUAUAAAUCAUUGGGCGUAUUUAAAAAAAAAAAAAAAAGAUUUUUUUGCUGUUUGCACAAAGUACAAAUGCAAUAUAAAUUGUCUUUCUGAAAACUUUUGAUUUAUUUCUUGCAUAGUUUUAAGUGAAAAUGCUUCAGUAUCUGGUCAUGGAUGAAGAAUAAAUAAAGGAUGCACACCUUGAAACUCCCACAUUCUGCUUUAUUUC